AUGCAACAAUUUGAACUGUUUGACCCGCCCUCGGAUGCUAUAUCAUCAGUUGUAUUUAGCCCCACUAGCCCCAUUCACCUUCUGGUGUCUUCGUGGGACAAAACUAUUAAAUUGUAUAACGUUGAAGAAAACUCGCUUCGAGGGUCGUAUAAUCAUGAUGCGGAAGUUCUUGACUGUUGUAUGUCCGAUGAAACUCAUGUGUACAGUGGUGGGUUAGAUAAUUGUAUAAAGAGUUUCGAUAUCAAUACGCAUAAUGGAUUUGUUGUGGGAUCACAUCAGAAAGCUGUUAAAUGCAUAGAAUAUAGUAUUGAAAACA
Molecule: messenger RNA, 316 nt
Organism: Racocetra persica
Lineage: Eukaryota; Fungi; Glomeromycota; Glomeromycetes; Diversisporales; Gigasporaceae
Source: the annotation of a GenBank genome assembly